AUGUCGUCUGAAAACCACGGAGUUGAGCUCUGCCUUAAGUUCAACUUCUGUCCACCAGCCACUCUCUCAAUCUCUAACCCCUCGGCAUCACCUUUGAAGCUUGUCGCCACCAUCCACCAAACCUCCUCGGUCUUCCCAGAUAGAUCGGUUACUAUCUUGACCAAGUACUCAUGUCUCGACACUACGCCUCGUGAGGAUGCGUUCCGCAAGGGCGAUAUGCACUCACCGGAACUCGCAUUUUCUUCCACCCGACAAUUAGAUGGCUCUGCAAAAGUGCUUAACCUCCGGCCCACAAAGCGCAUUACGUUCCACCGGAUAUCAGGCGACCCGGAUCUUGCCAAACGCCCUGAGGAUCCCGACACCCCUGGAUUCACUUUCAUCACAAUUCCUCCGGUAGGAAAAGGUUCUGUACAAGUUGCGUGGGUGCUCUCUGCUGAACGGCUUAUGUCGAGUCUCGGCGACGACUCAACCUCGCUCCAAGAAAAGCUUGAACAUUUUCUACGAGUCGGCGACACCUACCAUGUCUGGCCCGGCGAUCUUUCGAUUCGAUGGUGGUCAUUUGGCUCCUUGGAAGACCCGGAAGGCUUGAAAGGCAAGAAAAUCUCGCGCUUCAGCUUUUCUGACGAUCUGGGGUUGGAUAGGGAAAAGGGAGCAGAUGAAAGCGAAGAGGUUGUUAGUAAGAUGCAGGAUCUUAUUGAUUUGCAUAACGUGAACAAGUUGUCUUCGAGAAGCGCCGUGGAAGGAGAAGAGAAGCCGGAUAUUAAGAAGAUGAGAGAGGAAGGGUGGGUUUUCGGAGAACCGCCAGGGCUGUUGAAGAUGAUCGCGCAAGACGAAGACAAAGUAGCUACUUUCAAGAUCGUAGAGUAA
Messenger RNA from Alternaria postmessia, 867 nucleotides. RefSeq lists its product as uncharacterized. The transcript has a single exon. Bases 1 to 867 code for a protein of 288 amino acids. NCBI's taxonomy places the organism in Eukaryota, Fungi, Ascomycota, Dothideomycetes, Pleosporales, Pleosporaceae. The record is from RefSeq and is a predicted model, not a curated record.